Messenger RNA from Cucumis sativus (cucumber), 3187 nucleotides. Its product is annotated as gamma-tubulin complex component 3. The transcript has 3 exons. Gene Ontology annotation, cellular component: centrosome; gamma-tubulin small complex; equatorial microtubule organizing center. Gene Ontology annotation, molecular function: gamma-tubulin binding; microtubule minus-end binding. Gene Ontology annotation, biological process: spindle assembly; cytoplasmic microtubule organization; meiotic cell cycle. The coding region runs from base 147 to 2687 and encodes 846 amino acids. The record is from RefSeq and is a predicted model, not a curated record. Lineage: Eukaryota; Viridiplantae; Streptophyta; Magnoliopsida; Cucurbitales; Cucurbitaceae.
AAAAUCAAAAUGACCCAUUACACGAAAUACACUUUCGAUCACAUCUUUCAAUUAUUAUUGUUUAAACACAUACCUUCUUUCCCUUUUCUUCCUUCUACGCUUACUCUCCCAUUUUCUCUCACGCCUUCUUCAUUUCUCCCCCUCCAAUGGAAGAAGACGAUUCCACUAAAGUCCUUGAUCUCAUUAAGGACCUUGUUCUUCGUCUUCUUUCCCACAAUCCCACCUCCAAUUCCAGCCCUACUUCCUCUGAUUUCCAAAAAUCUCUUCGCUAUGCAAUUCGCAUUCUCACUAGCCGUAUGACUCCCUCCAUUGCUCCUGAUGCUGCCGCCAUUGCUGAGUCCAUCAAAAGGAGACUCGCCACUGAGGGUAAGUCUUCUCAGGCCCUCACUUUCGCUGAUCUUUACACUAAGUUUGCAUCUAAAACUGGGCCUGGGAGUGUGAAUAAUAAGUGGGCUGUGCUUUACUUGCUCAAAAUUGUGGCCGAAGAUCGCAAAUGUAGACAGACCCAGUUUGAAUCUUCAAUGCUUUUGCCUAAUUUAGUAGCGAGUGAUCCUGUUUUGGGCAAGAAGUCUGGGGCGGCCCCGGAGAAGGAGUGGCAGAAGGGGGUUUUGUUGGUUGCGAAAGACCCUGAGAAUCUUCGUGACGUUGCUUUUAAGGAGUUUUCUAAUUUGCUGAAGGAGGAAAAUGAAGUGACUGAAGAGGUUUUGGUGAGGGAUGUGUUGUAUGCUUGUCAAGGAAUUGAUGGGAAGUAUGUGAAAUUUGACAAUAAUUCUGAUGGGUAUGUUCUAUCCAAUUUAGUUAAGGCUUCCAGAGCUACUAGGACGAUGGUUCGCAAGCUUUGUGAAAUGGGGUGGCUGUUUAGGAAGGUUAAAGGUUAUAUAUCAGAGAGUAUGGAACGUUUUCCAGCUGAAGAUAUUGGGACUGUUGGACAUGCCUUUUGUGCUGCAUUGCAGGAUGAGCUCUCAGAAUACUAUAAACUGUUGGCCAUUCUCGAAGCCCAGUCUAUGAAUCCAAUACCUUUGGUUUCAGAGGCAGCAAGUUCAGGAAACUAUUUGUCUUUGAGGAGAUUGGCAGUUUGGUUUGCUGAGCCAAUGGCGAAAAUGAGGCUGAUGGCUGUAUUGGUUGACAAGUGUAGAGUCUUGAAGGGCGGGACAAUGGCUGGGGCCAUCCAUUUACACGCUCAACAUGGUGACCCUUUGGUGCUUGAAUUCAUGAGGCGUUUGCUGCGACGUGUAUGCUCUCCCCUUUUUGAGAUGGUGAGGAGUUGGGUUUUAGAAGGGGAGUUGGAAGACAUUUUUUCUGAGUUUUUUGUUGUUGGCCAACAAGUGAAAGCUGAAUCUCUCUGGAGGGAAGGUUAUAGGCUUCACGCUGGCAUGCUUCCAUCUUUUAUUUCACAAUCUCUAGCCCAACGUAUUUUGAGGACUGGGAAAUCCAUUAAUUUCCUUCGUGUCUGUUGUGAGGAUAUGGGAUGGGCUGAUGCUGCAACAGAAGCAGCAGCAGCUGCUGGGACUACUACUAAAAGGGGAGGUCUUGGAUAUGGUGAAACAGAUGCCCUUGAAUCUUUGGUAGACGAAGCUGCAAAAAGAAUAGACAAACAUUUGUUGGAUGUAAUGCACAAGCGAUAUAAGUUCAAAGACCAUUGUCUAGCAAUUAAGCGCUAUUUACUAUUAGGACAAGGAGAUUUUGUCCAAUAUUUGAUGGAUAUUGUUGGACCUGAGCUUUCUGAGCCUGCUAAUGCUAUUAGCUCAUUUAAGUUAUCUGGUCUCCUGGAAACAGCAAUUCGGUCCUCUAAUGCUCAGUAUGAUGAUCCAGACAUCUUGGAUAGAUUGAAGGUUAAGAUGAUGCCUCAUGGAACUGGAGAUAGGGGUUGGGAUGUGUUCUCAUUAGAAUAUGAGGCAAGAGUUCCGCUAGAUACUGUAUUCACAGAGUCUGUCAUGUCAAAAUAUUUAAGGAUUUUUAAUUUCCUGUGGAAGCUUAGACGUGUUGAGCAUGCACUUAUAGGUACUUGGAAGACCAUGAAACCUAACUGCAUCACGUCCUGUUCAUUAACUAAGCUGCACCAUGGGGUUAAGUUGCAAUUACUGUCAACAUUGAGGCGAUGCCAGGUCCUUUGGGUUGAGAUGAAUCAUUUUGUUACAAACUUGCAGUACUACAUAAUGUUUGAAGUUUUGGAGGUAUCAUGGUCUGACUUUUCAAAUGAAAUGGAAGCAGCAAUGGAUCUGGAUGAUUUACUUGCCGCUCAUGAAAAGUAUCUUCAUUCGAUCUUUGAGAAAUCUCUUCUUGGAGAACAAUCUCAGACACUUUGCAAGUCACUUUUUGUCUUAUUUGAUAUAAUUUUGCGAUUUCGAAGUCAUGCGGACAGGUUGUACGAGGGAAUACAUGAAUUACAAUGCAGAACAAUAGAAUCAUCUUUACCCUCUAGAGACAAGAGUAAAAAAUCUCGUACGACAGAAAGAUCUUUAGAAACAGCAUCAUGGAUAGCAGAUGGCAAGAAGGCUUUAACACAACGCGCUGGUGAAUUUCUUCGGAAUGUUGAACAAGAUCUAGCUGCAUUAGCUAAAGAGUAUUCUUCAUUGCUCGAGGAAUUCAUUUCUCAGCUGCCUUUGCAACAACACGUUGAUUUGAAGUUUCUCCUAUUUCGCCUUGACUUCACUGAAUUUUACAGCCAAUUACGACCUCAUGUGUAGAGUGGAUGUUAGAUGUAUAUUUCUCAUGGCCUGCAUUGGUCACACAAUUGGUAGAGCUCCUAACAAAUUUUUCAUGGCAGCCACAGGGAUCAACCAUUGAAAAGUUCAUUGCCUGGCAUGUAAUUUUAGGUAUGUGGUUGCUCAUUUGUUUAUAGUUUGCUGCAGAGGUUGUUAUUACAUAUAUAUGCCAAUCUGUGCUCGUAUAUGAUACUUUCCAGGGUUUUAACCAUUUUUAUCAUUUAUGAAUAGAAAUGGUGUUUGGUAUUAUGUUUAGCCAGUAGUCUACAGUUCACUUUAAUGUUGUAUUUGUUGUCUCAUUUUGGAUUAUUUGUUAGUGUUUUUGUGGCUUUCAAGUCCGUAUCCAAGUUCGUAGUUUUCUUUUCUUAAGCUGUGUUAUGGGGGGCUCUUAGGCUUGGAUCUGAGUGCGUUUUUGCACAUUUCAGCAUCCGUCAGUCAUGUAGUUAAUUUUUCUUAAUGGUAUCUUUGAUGCUUUAUAUAGU